Nematostella vectensis (starlet sea anemone) is the source of this 3094-nucleotide messenger RNA. RefSeq names its product monocarboxylate transporter 10. Gene Ontology annotation, biological process: transmembrane transport. The transcript is spliced from 4 exons. Gene Ontology annotation, molecular function: monocarboxylic acid transmembrane transporter activity. Bases 148 to 2106 code for a protein of 652 amino acids. Lineage: Eukaryota; Metazoa; Cnidaria; Anthozoa; Actiniaria; Edwardsiidae. The record is from RefSeq and is a predicted model, not a curated record.
GCAGGUUGUGCUAUACACUGCUGAGAGGUCCCGAGAACAAGCGACGAAAAAACAUCUCAAAUCGCUAGAAUUUCAGCGCCCCAGAGCGCGCGCCAAGCACCCAACACCGGUGCAAGAAGCUGGUCUGGAAAGAACCGCUAACACGAAAUGCGCUGCUGCAAGAAGAGUUUGGACGAAAAGCCGGAGCCUCUGGUGGAUUACCCUGACGGCGGAUGGGGAUGGCUCGUUUGCCUCGCCGCGUUUAUCACACAAUUUAUUGUGCUAGGAACUAUGAACAAUUUCGGAGUAAUUUAUGUGGAACUCUUGCAAGAAUUCAAGGUCGGGAAAGCUGAAGCAGCAUGGGUAGGUUCUAUCACCUACGGCAUGAUGUUCCUCCUUGGGCCUCUUGGUACCACCCUGUGCAAAAAGAUCGGCUGCCGCCUGACAACUGUCGUAGGAUGCAUUAUCGCGGCAGGAGGGUGUCUGCUAGGUUCAGUUUCACCCAACAUCUAUAUCAUGGACUUGACCUAUGGACUCAUGUUUGGAGUAGGAGCUAGCAUGUGUUACUUCCCAUCCGUCAUCAUCCUGGGCACCUACUUCAACAAGCGCCUCUCCCUGGCAAAUGGCCUGACAUCAGCUGGUAGUGGUGUAGGGUCCCUGGCCAUGGGACCUAUUCUACAGAAAAUCAUAGAAGCUGUUGGGAUGCGAAACACGAUGAGGAUCUCAGCCGCUAUGAUUUCUAGUAUUGUCCUUGUCUCUGCCAUCUACAGACCAAUAAACACGCCAUUCCUGAAUGCAGCCAAGUAUGAGACGAAGCACCAAGAAGCUAACAAGAAGAAGGGCUGCUUGAAAUUCUUAGACUUCAGUCUGUUCAAAAACAAGGCUUACCUUUUGUGGGCUGCUUCUCUGUCAUUGUGGAUGUUGGGCUACUUUGUCCCAUUUGUCCAUCUGAUAAGUCUGGCCACAAUCCAAGGCAUUGACAUUUACAUGGCAACCCUACUGAUCGGCAUAAUGUCAGUGGGAUCAACAAUUGGACGUCUAAUAUUUGGCAAGAUUGCUGACCACCCCAAAGUCAACCGCCUAUACCUCUACCAGUUUUCAUUCCUCAUGAUUGGCAUCAGCAACACCAUCUGCCCUGCCUUCUCAACAUAUGCUGGCCUGGCGUUCUAUGCCGCUUUCUUUGGAUUCUUUGAAGGCUGUUAUGUGCUUCUGGCUCCUGUACUAACUGGAGAUAUUGUGGGUCGAAAUAACAUGGCAACUGGUGUUGGAGUUCUGUUUGCAAUUAAGUCUGUGCCACUUACUCUUGGGCCUCCCAUUGCAGGUUUUAUCUAUGACAUGUCCAAGUCUUAUGAGCUGGCCUUUUAUGUAGCUGGAGCAGUGCCUGUGAUUGCAGCAUGCAUGAUGUUCGGCAUCCCAUUCCUGAUGCCUCCCCAAGAAGAUGAUGAGAUGCACAAGCACUGUGGCAAGUUUGAGGUGAUUCUAGAUGAAGAACAUGACUUUGAAAAACCACUGAAAGAAGACAACAGCUCUGGGUACCAAUCAGAAAACCAGAUUCCUCAGUUAUUCAUUGAGCCACCGACACCCACACUUCCUUUGGAGUCAUCUUGUCCCCCAACACCUCUUCUUCCGCCUCAAGUUCAUCGCAGUUCGCAGAGCGUGGUCAUGCAGUCACCAUUACUGAAACGUGUUCUUACUCAGGAUCUGCCACCCAGGCCAAAUUCUGAGCACUUCCAUGACAUAAAUCUACUUGAAAAUAGACUCAGCUUCAAUGCCUCACAACAAAGCAUCAACAGUGUUUUGAGCAGAAAUGCAUUCCUGAGUACAACAAGUCUUAGUAAUCCAUUACCGCCCAUACGUGAGACUUGCUUGCUUGAUGAUAACAUUGAUGAUCAUGUAACUGUAAGGAGAAGCAGAGUGUUGGAACUCAAAAGAGAGCUUAGUCCCUCUGUUUUCUCCCUUGUCCGUCGUCAUCUUGACUUGGGGGUACCCAAGCAGAUCUCUGCAUCCAAAUAUGGUGGUAGCAUUGGGUGUAUUUCUGUUUCAAGUGGUGCUAUGCCUGCAUCAUAUGCCAAUGACCAAGAUGAUAAUUCAUCAUCUGGUGCAGUUGGGAAGAUGACGACAGUUUGAGUUAAGCGAAGACCCCUGUGGGAAGCAUAAAGUUCUGGCCACAGCAAGUGCUAUUGUCCUUGUUGAACAUGUUUGCAUCAAGAUUCAUUAGGUCUUUUUGCAAAUACAUUGUAGUAACACCUCUCACUGCAAGAUAUUGCUAGAUGAGAAGGCAACACUAAUGAACAAGUUCUGUUAAGAAACCUAAAUAAGUGUGAUAGAAAACACACUUGAAUACUUUUGUAGUUAUGCAGUGUUAUAUGUGUUAGUGUUUUAAGUUACUACUGUAGUUGGAGAAAAGUCUUACAUAGGAAUCAAUGUUCUAUUUCAUGAGCACAAUUUAAAUCUGCAGCAUUACUAAUCUUCGUACAAUUUUCUUACAGAAAUAGAGGCCUAUAUUUUUACUCUUGAAAGAAUAUUUUCUAUAACAGCAUGUGCAGUAUGAGCUUAAACUUAUCACUGGUAUUUUUAAACAGGAUUUUUACUCUUCAGAGGCUCUCCUUUUGAUUCCAUAUAAAAGAGAUAUAUUUGUAUAACGACAUUUGUGUGCCUUGGUAUUGUGUUUUGUUUAAAUUUGUAAUUCCAGGUUUUGCUGUUAAUGUUAAUGUUUUCAGUGUUUAGGUUUAAUAAUUUCUUAACAUCAUGCAAAGGAGUAAACAAAAACUUAUAAAAAGGAUAUAAGUUACAAAAGCAAACAUACAAAAACACAUUGUAUGCACCAAAGCCAUGUAUGGCUGUUUACUUUAUUUUCAUUUUUAAAAAAAUAAGUAACAUCAGUUUGGAUGCUAAGACUUGCAAAACAUGCUUCUCUUUUUAUUAUUGUAUACGUCAUAUUUUUUUAAAGUCUUUGCAAACUGAUGUUAUUUAUUACAGGUUUUCACCUGCAUUCAUUCAAAUUCAUUUUCGAAUUCAUUAACCUUGUAGAAUUCUAGCUUGUUCUAGAGCUAGCAUACAAAUACUGGGACAAAUAAUUUGAGGGUUUAACGCAAUAAAUUAAAAUCUUCUGAAA